Messenger RNA from Aspergillus aculeatus ATCC 16872, 661 nucleotides. RefSeq lists its product as uncharacterized. The coding region runs from base 10 to 459 and encodes 149 amino acids. The record is from RefSeq and is a predicted model, not a curated record. The transcript has 2 exons. Lineage: Eukaryota; Fungi; Ascomycota; Eurotiomycetes; Eurotiales; Aspergillaceae.
AACAUUACCAUGUUUUACCUCUUUGCUCUCUUUUUGUUUCUGACUCUUGGCAGUGUGUUCUCGUUCUCAACCAUUGACCUCCUAUAUCUCGCUCUGAAUACUAACAAGACGAACAGAAACUCAGACAACUACAUUCGCGACAAGCACCAUCCCACCGCCACCAUCCACAACGACCACACCUCCAACCCCCUGCGGGACCUUUCCCUCCUGCCCAGAGUCCCAAACCUGCACAACCGCCGUCUUCUUCACCCCGACCGCCUCCUAUACAACCACUGUCACCUGCGUGCCGAAGCCAACCUGCCUAGGCGUUUACGAGGUAUGCUCCUUCGGAAGCGGACUCAGCUGCUGUUCCGGGUACUGUGCUGCCAGCCACUGUCGGAAUACCGAUCCCAACUGGCCGUACUGUCAGGAAGAUAUGGGGGUCUGUCGCGGGGAUGCGGAUUGUUGCUACGGGAAUAAGUGCGUGGCUGGGAUCUGUAUGCGAGGCGUGUGAUAGCGAUUGCCUUUAGAAGUGGUUUCGAACGGUAAUGUAGUGAUAGGAAGGAGAAAGCAAUGUGGGAUGGGCUGCGAUGGGAUAGGGGGUUUGGUUGAUGCUUUGAUGAGGUGAUGAAAAAGUGGGUACUGGGUUCUUAUGACUUUUAUGAUAAUGAUAGCGCUGCAG